This is a messenger RNA of Prunus persica (peach), 1174 nucleotides long. RefSeq lists its product as uncharacterized. The transcript is spliced from 2 exons. The record is from RefSeq and is a predicted model, not a curated record. Bases 185 to 949 code for a protein of 254 amino acids. NCBI's taxonomy places the organism in Eukaryota, Viridiplantae, Streptophyta, Magnoliopsida, Rosales, Rosaceae.
UUUAUUUCAAUGUCUAUAUUUGUUCUUGUUCUUUGAGUAGUCCUGUGUGUUGUUGUCCUGAAUGGUGUUAGUCCGUGGUGCAUCUUUGCUUCCGUAUUGUGGUUUAUCAUUUUGUAGUUGCAUAUAUGUGUGUAUCUAGUAUCUUUUUACUUGCAUGCCUCAUCUGAGGUGAGAUUUGGCAUACAUGAUUGUGCGAAUCAUUCUUUCUAUCAUGCUAUUGUCAAUGGUGACUCCCUACUUUUGUGUAAAGGAACAACUCAAGAAUUAUUCUGAAUUUCAACAAUUUAUGAUAGUUGUUGUGACUUGCUCUGUGUGGAUCCUCAAAAGAGAGGCAUACUUGUACAAUAAGCCUGAAAAGGAGGGUUUUUUAGCAGCCAUGGGGGCUAUUUGGUCCUCCGAUACAAGUCCUGACUCGCUAUCAUCGGACUCAACGAUUCCCACUGAUUCUCAUGAGGCAGACUCACCACCAGUUUCAUCAAAUCCCAACUUGUCCCAUUCAGAUUCUAAAACCCCAGAAGACCAAACUCCAAAACAUACUGUAGAUCACCAAUUGGAUACCAAAACUCUAGAAGAAGAGAAGCAUCAGGAAGAUGAAGGCGCAUUGGAAAAAGAAGAAGAGCAAGAGGAGGGAGAAUGUGGCUUUUGCUUGUUCAUGAAAGCUGGUGGGUGCAGGGAGAGUUUCAUAGCUUGGGAAAAGUGUGCAGCAGAGUCUGAGAUGAACGAGGAGGAUGUUGCUGAAAAGUGCUUUGAGGUCACCGCGGCCUUGAAGAAGUGUAUGCAGGCUCAUCCAGAUCACUAUGCGCCCAUAUCGAGGCUUGAGAAAGCAGCUGAGGAGGAGACAGUUAAAGACAGUUUGGAAGAAGAAAAGGCUUUAAAGAGCUCGGAGCAAAAUGCCACUUUGAUCCAUUCGAACCAGCAUGGGAAUCCUAGUGAAAAGCGAGACAGUUAAAGACAGUUUGGGAUUUGCCUUGUCAAUUUAUUUAUUGGCUUAUUAUCACAAAACGUACCUAAGGUUUACGAAACUAUCAGAUUGCAUCCUUAAUGUUUUUUUGUGUCAUUCGUGGUCCUCAAGGUUAGUAUGCAUGAUCACAAAUGGUCCUUGCCAUUAGGUUCCGUCAAAAACUCUGUUAGUUUGCUGACGUGGCAUAUAUAUAUAUCACAAAACAUUCUUAAG